Molecule: messenger RNA, 5410 nt
Organism: Apis florea (little honeybee)
Lineage: Eukaryota; Metazoa; Arthropoda; Insecta; Hymenoptera; Apidae
Gene: ClC-a
Product: chloride channel protein 2
Biological process (GO): chloride transport; transmembrane transport
Cellular component (GO): plasma membrane
Molecular function (GO): voltage-gated chloride channel activity
Source: RefSeq, a predicted model, not a curated record
AAAAUAAUAGGUAUAACGAUUUCAGGCAGAAAAUUGCCUCGCGGAAAUCCGUAUCGCGUGUUCGAAAUUGGCGUGAAGUAUAUGUAUUGUAGAAUUUUCGUAGCGUGGUGUGGUGGGGCUGGUUGUUUUUCUUUCUGUUUGGUAGUUCGACACCCGGUCUCGGCACGCGUUUCAGAGCAGCUAGUGGGUAUCAUUCGAAAUCGCGUUACCAAUAAAUGUUAUAUCGUUGUGAGAAAUAUUCAUUCUCGAGACGCGAUACCAUUGGUCAUUGCAAUGUUCGCGAUCGAAAUGUAGAUCGAAUAUUCCGUUUUUUGUCGAACGAUAGACGUGUGACGAAACUGAUAAUUGUCCACUAGUCUUUCGAGUGACGAAACGCGAUUCCGCUGAUGCGUCUACAUUAUAAACCCACGCGUAACUGACUUAUCUGUACUUUAUGAAUAUUGAGAAACGAACGAAACGGUCAGUCGGUAUCGUGUUUUGGUACUGGUGUUCAUGUGUGAAAACAUCGUCGCGCUCUCGAGACGCGCACUGUCGAGUGGUGAUCGAUUCCCGGCUAAAAAAGAUCGAGGAUCAUUCUUCGAGAAAAAGACGAUAAAUGUGUCUAAAGCGGGGAUCGUGGUCGAUAAGUUACCGAGGCAAGAGAGGAAGAGGAAGAAACGACCAAUAACCAUUAGUGAAGUUUCGAUCUAGCUCGACCUAACCUCUUUCUUUAUCCUCGCCUCGUUUUUUUUCUCCCCUUUUGCCUCUACCCUGUCUCCUUUCGUCGAUCUGCCCAUUUCUCGACCUUCGCCACAUCGCUUCAGUUUUCGUAUUCAGUGUCGUGCACGAUUUUCGAUCAAUUGAAGGUCCAACAUGGCAUCGUCAAUCAUCGAGGGAAGCGAUGACUAUGGUUUGGGAUAUCAGAACACGUUGAUGUAUGGUCGCUACACGAAGGAUCUGGGUGAAUACGCAAAAGAAGAGGCACGGAAGCUCAAGUACGAGAAAACACGGCGGAAAUACGACAGCAGGGAGGAGGAUCUCAGGAAGUCGAGAAGAGGACCCCUUUGCAGGAAGUUGGUCGCGUUAUUGGCUUUCGCGUGGAAGCACACGGGAGCUAGGUUAGGGGAGGAUUGGGUGUUCUUGGCCCUUCUUGGCAUAAUCAUGGCGCUCAUCAGUUAUGCCAUGGACCGUGGCAUUUCUAUGUGUAACAACGCCAGGAUAUGGCUUUAUCAGGAUCUGACGCACCAUCCGGCGCUUCAAUAUCUCGCCUGGGUGUCCUUGCCGGUUUGCCUGAUCCUCUUCAGCGCCGGCUUCGUGCACAUCGUUGCACCGCAGAGCAUAGGAUCCGGCAUUCCGGAGAUGAAAACGAUCCUACGCGGGGUGGCCUUGAAGGAGUAUCUCACCUUUCGUACGCUCGUAGCGAAGGUGAUAGGUCUGACCGCGACCCUGGGCUCCGGCCUACCAUUGGGCAAGGAAGGCCCAUUCGUGCACAUCGCCAGUAUCGUGGCCACCCUUUUGUCCAAAUUGGUGACGAGUUUCCAAGGGAUCUACGAGAACGAGAGCAGGAACUGCGAGAUGCUCGCCGCGGCCUGCGCCGUAGGGGUGGCAGCCUGUUUCGCAGCCCCUAUCGGCGGUGUCCUGUUCAGCAUCGAGGUAACCACGGUGUAUUUCGCGGUGAGAAAUUAUUGGAGGGGGUUCUUCGCCGCUGUUUGCGGGGCAACCAUGUUCCGUUUGCUCGCCAUCUGGUUUCAACGGGAGGAAACGAUCACAGCGAUGUUCGCCACCAAUUUCACCAUGGACUUCCCCUUCGACCCGCAAGAAUUGUUCGUGUUCGCGUUGAUAGGAGUCGGCAGCGGUAUAGGGGGCGCUUUCUACGUUUGGCUGCACAGGCAAUACGUGAUCUUCAUGAGAAAGAACAAAAGUAUGAACAGCUUCCUGCAGAAAAACCGCUUCUUGUACCCUGGAAUCGUCUCCUUGCUCGUCUCGUCCGUUUCUUUCCCACUGGGAUUAGGCCAAUUCAUGGCCGGUGAUUUGAAUACUCACGAUCAAGUGUACGGUUUGUUCACCAACUUCACUUGGACCAAGCAAGAGUUGGGGGUCGAAGAAAUGAACAUAGUGAAGCAUUGGUCCACCGUCUAUACCGACGUGUUCAUCGGUUUGAUCGGUUUCGUUGCGUUCACGUUCAUCUUCUCGAUCAUAAGCUCCACGGUUCCCGUGCCAUCGGGAAUUUUCAUCCCCGUGUUCAAGAUUGGCGCUGCUCUGGGCAGAGCCAUGGGCGAAGCUAUGGCUCUGUGGUUUCCCAACGGCGUUCGUUACGGCGGUAUCAUAACGCCCAUCGUACCAGGAGGCUACGCUACCGUUGGGGCAGCUGCAUUUUCCGGUGCUGUGACCCAUACGAUAUCGGUGAGCGUUAUCGUGUUCGAGAUGACAGGUCAGAUCACUCACAUCGUCCCGAUCAUGAUCGCCGUGUUGAUCAGCAACGCGAUUGCCGCCCUUCUUCAGCCCAGCAUAUACGACAGUAUCAUUUUGAUCAAGAAGCUGCCCUAUCUUCCAGACCUGUUGCCUUCCAGUUCAGGAAUGUACAACGUGUACGUCGAAGAUUUUAUGGUUCGUGACGUAAAAUAUAUCUGGCAUGGAAUUUCCUAUCAGAAGUUGAAAGAAAUUUUAAAGGAAAACCGCAAGCUUCGCGGUUUUCCACUGGUCGACAAUCCCGAUUCGAUGAUCCUGCUCGGAUCUAUCCAGAGAUUGGAAUUAAUCAAGUUGAUCGAGAAGCACAUAGGGCGUGAAAGGAGGUUGCAGGUGGCUCAAAAGUGGCACAAGGAGGCCGAAGAGAGGGCUCGGGAGGAGAUGGAACGACAAUUGAGGGAUCAGGAGAGAACGAGGAGGCCGUCCAGGUUCGAAGUGAUUCCUGCUCCCGAUAUUCUUAAGAUGCAAAGGCAAAGUGUUAACGAUUUAACCAUGUCACCUAACAACGGUGCCGCUCCUGAUCACGUGAGUCACCACACCUACCAUUCCCCGAUAUUUGGCUCGCAACCGAAGAAAUCCAUCCUGAAGAAGACCAAUUCCUUCACGCUGAAAGGAUUCAGCCCGUUGGUGAGCCCGGCCGCUACUCCUUACACCACUGUGACCGGUGCAGAGAGCAGGAUCCGCCUUGCCUUCGAGGCGAUCUUCCGCAAGUCGGCCACUUUGCAAGACGUGGAUCCGGAUCCGGAGAUCGGAGCCGGUGCUGGCGUGAGGCGCGACAGUCAGGAGGUGCCGCCGCACACGCCAAUGCUGGCGCCAAGUCCUGCCACCUCGAAGAAAGUGCAACUGCCUCGCGAGAGGGUGAUAGAUAUGUCGGCAGAGGACCAGAAACGAUGGGAGGAGAGCGAAAUGUCGUUGGAGGUGGAUUUCUCGAGGUGUCACAUCGAUCCAGCGCCCUUCCAGCUGGUCGAGCGAACAUCUUUGUUGAAGGUUCACAGUCUGUUCAGCAUGGUGGGGGUGAAUCACGCUUACGUGACGGCUAUCGGGAGGCUGGUCGGGGUUGUGGGAUUGAAAGAGCUGAGAAAAGCGAUAGAGGACGCCAACGCUGGAAUCUUGCCCAUGCAUUGUGAAUCUCACAUAGGCGUCUCCACGUCGAGCAUCGCCAAGAGCGAAACGGACACGGAAAGCAAGAAUGUCAGCACGAUGAACUCUAUUGCUUCCGUUGAUUGCGAGAAAGUCGAAAAAGUUUGAGUGAAAGUAGGGAGAGAGAGAGAGAGAGAGAGAAGAGAAAGGAGGGAAAUGAGAGAUGGGCAAGGAAGGGAGGAUACGUAGAAGCAAAAAUGUGAUAGUUAUAUUGUCAGAACCAGGCAAUAUGACCUGAACGAGAGACGUGUUUUUCUUUUCUUUUUUUUUUUUUUUUAUCGAUUAAAUAUUUUUUUCCUCUUAUAAUAGAUAAUAAGAGAGAGAGAAAACAUAGAACACUCCCUGCAAAGCUCGAGCAACAAGUCACGCAUUCUUUUUUUUUUUUUUAGCCGCUUAUAACUACGAUCGCUUUCAAAUACCUCUCGUACUUAAUCUCAGGACAAGAUUAUCUUGCAGAACGAACCGUUCUUCUUAUCAUGUGACGCGCAUGAUUUCUUUUUCAACGUGUAUUAAAAAACUUGGAAAUUUUUGGUAAACAAAUUUCGCAUGUUGCUUGUGGUUUUCCUUUGCGCGCAGAAGGGAGCUCUCGUUACAACGAAGUAUCGUAUCAGGAUCUAUCGAAUUUUCUUGUUCUUUUUUUUUUUUUUCUUCUCCUUUUAGCUAGAUUUUCUUUUUUCACGUGCGCGAUUUCCUCUUCGUAUUUUAUAGUCACGUAGAAUAAGGUAGCAUAGAUAGUAAUAGAGAAAAAAAGAGAAUGAAAGUUACCACGUGCGUAUCUGUAAAUGAAUGGUUGUGAUUUGUCAAUGGCGACUCUUUGACUCGGUGAUAUCAAUCCUCAGAGGAACAUUCUCCUUUCCAAUGGCGCGUGGAUGCUUAUCACGCUAAAAUGUCGAAGCUUCUCGAAAACUCUGUAUUUAAACGUGGUGCUUCGGUGAUACCCGACGAGUGGCUUCGUCUUUUAAAGAUAUAUAUGCUGUGAAUCGUGUGACUGUGUUUAGUGGCGAGCAACGCGAGUCGUCAAACGUGAUCGUUAAUGUAUUAUGUUGUAAGGAACGCGACGUAUCCUGCCGCGAGUGACAAGGGUGAUUUAUCUCGAGUUUAUUAUAUUUAAGAAAGGAUUCAAAGAUUCGGGGCUCGCGUUGAGUGCUCUUUUAAUCUAGUGUAAUUUAAUUUUAUGACUAUGGUUGUGCCAACCUUAUUUAUUUUAAUUAUAAUGAUUAUUGUUAACUAUGUAAGUACAUAAAAACUUAUUAGGUCAUGUUGAAUCUAUUCAACAAGAGCAAGAAUGUUCUCAGCUGGAUCUUUGUGAAAUUUGAUAGAAUUUUAAAACAGCAUAUUUUGUACAGCGUUUAUUUUAUGGAGGAAAGAUUAACACUAAUCUGUCUUUGUUAUUCUGUCGUUUGAAUCAAAGAUUUUUUUUUUUUUCUUCGCAAAGAUCCGUCUAAUUUAGAUUUCUUUACCAGAAUUUUGUUUUAGCUGAUCAAACAUCCGACGAGGCGACAUGGCCUAUUUAUAAUAGUAGAAUAUUUUAAUAACAACGUAGCAUAAUUUAAAAUGAUAUCUUAAUUGAUCAUUAUGAUAAGUAUCUAGGACCAGAAACUGAUGUAUCCGCUCCAAUUAACGAAAAAUCCGCGAAUAUUAAUUUAAGGACAAAGUUCGUAGGGCAUUUUACAUUCCAUCUGACAAAUAUUCUCACGACUGCAUCCCAUUUUAUUGUAAAUUUAUUACGUUACAUGUCAUCGAAGCUUUAUGUGACACAUUAAUCGCCAAAUAUAAGUUACACUGUACAAUCAGGAGAAAACAUUAAAUAAUUUAUUAUAUUGUA